Molecule: messenger RNA, 1509 nt
Organism: Triticum dicoccoides
Lineage: Eukaryota; Viridiplantae; Streptophyta; Magnoliopsida; Poales; Poaceae
Product: trihelix transcription factor ASIL2-like
Exons: 2
Coding region: 167-1126 (319 amino acids)
Cellular component (GO): nucleus
Molecular function (GO): transcription cis-regulatory region binding
Source: RefSeq, a predicted model, not a curated record
ACGGGCCGCCGCUCCCCACCUCGCCGCCCGUCCGCUCCCCUCUUUUAUUCCCCUCCCCCCUCGUCGCCAGCCGCCCCCGACUCGCAUCCAUCCAUCUCCAGCCACCGAGAGGGGAAAUUAGUCCAGACUUUUAGGGUUUCCUGAGAGAGAGAUCUGGGAAGGCGCCAUGGACGGGAAGCUGCCGCCGCCCAACCCCAACCUCCCGUACCGGGAGGACUGCUGGAGCGAGGGCGAGACGGCCGCCCUCGUCGACGCCUGGGGGUCGCGAUACAUCGACCUCAACCGCGGCAGCCUCCGCCAGCCGCAGUGGCGCGAGGUCGCCGACGCCGUCAACACCCGCCCGGGGGCCUCCGCGCGCCGCCGGCCCCCGCGCACCGACAUCCAGUGCAAGAACCGGGUCGAUACCCUCAAGAAGAAGUACAAGGCCGAGCGGGCGCGGGGCGGGCCCUCGCCCUGGCCCUUCUUCCGCCAGCUCGACGUCCUCGUCGGCCCGACCCUCUCGGCCGCCGCCGCCAAGAAGCCCUCCCCGCCCCGCGCGCUUCCCAUGCUGCGGAGGCGCAUGUCGCCCUCUCGCUCCCCGUCGCCGCCCUCGCCGGCGCCGCCGAUGGCGCUCCCCCUGCCCAACUACCGCCGCGGGUCCAACCUCCCGGCCGCUGACCUAUUCCAUAAGGCCGCCGCAGCUGCGGCUGCCGCGGAUUCCGACUCGGACGAUGGCUACAAUAACAACAACAACUAUGACGACGACGAGGGCUCGCAGCAAUCGGCCUCGCGCUCAGUGUCGUCUCACUCUGGUGGUAACGGUCCUCCUGUUCUUGGCGGUGGUGGGGGCGGCGGUGGCGGCAACAAAAGGAAGAGGGGCGGGGCCGGAGGUUUUGGGGAGCUAGCGAUGGCUAUGGAGACAUUCGCUGAGAUGUAUGAGCGCAUGGAGGCUGCCAAGCAGAGGCAUGCAGAGGAGAUGGAGAAGCAGCGGAUCAAGUUCCUCAAGGAUCUGGAACUCAAGCGGAUGCAGGCUUUCGUGGACAUGCAGCUUCAACUUUCGAGGGUAAAGCAAGCCAAGAACGGUACCUCGGAGAUGCUCAUGUCUCUUGCUGCACUGCCGUUCCUCAGCAACCCUGCUUACCUCUGAUAUAAGAGUUUAGAUUACUUGGAGUCAAGCAUGGUAUGGUGCUGCUCUUUGAUGAAGAUCAAUCUAGGUUCAUUGGCAGUUUGGUGUAUAGGCUCUGGAGUCUGGAUGUGUAAAACAGAUGCUUUCUGCUUCAGCCAAGAGCUUUGUUGUCGCCUGCGUUUUCUGGACUAUAGCCGUUGGCGUUUUGUCUCUUUUCUUCCGCUGGGAUGUGAAAGACAAUUCCGUUGUUUAGUUUUUCUUUCAGUUAACAUGAUUUACAAGGUCUGUAACAGAAAAUACUGAAUAUGAAUCAACUCGAGCCAGCUGCUUUGAAAUGUACAUUCGAGCUGAUUGGCCCUUUCUUAGUUUGCAAGGCGCUGACUGGAAAACAGAAUGGUGGCAUA